UGUAUAUUUAAAUUACAUAUAAAAUUAUAUGCUAUUAUAAUGGGUACCAUAAUAGCGGUACCGCUUAUAUUAGGCAUCAACAAGUUUAUUAAACUUUGUAAUGAAAUCAAUUGGCAAUUGUUUAAGUAUUUCAAUGUUUUGAUACAAUUAUUGUGGCAAAGAAGGGGUCAGAAAAGUAAUCGUAUUGUUAGACACGACGUCUGGAACGAUAGUAUACGAGACGCCGGGAUAUUGCCGUUCCCUCACGAGUGGGACUAUGAUCUGCCGUCACAGGCAAAAUGUGAGGAUUUGUUGAUAUAUGGCGUGAAUUCAUCGAAACAAAGCAUUUAUAUUGCAAUCAAAUGGAGACCAAAAGGAGUGAACGAUAAGAUCAAUGCAACCAUUAGUUUGAGAUUUGAUGACAACAACAGUAAUAGCUAUACAUUAGAGGAGGACUCGGAGGUCGAGUACCGGAGCAAUGAAUACAGAGUGUGUGGACUCGGCUUAGAGAUUAGUUCCCCGUUUAGACGAAAAAGGAUUAAGUUUAGGGGAUAUCUCACAAAAAAUGGCAAACAAUUAGUUUACUUUACAUUAUCUCCAAAAUAUGUGAAACAAAACAAUGCAUUUGAAGACCGAUUCCAACAAUUCGGUCAAAUGAAAGGCACUUUCAAAGAAGAUAAGGAAGAGGAGAGACAGAUAUACUUCUGGGGAUCUAUUAGUAAAAAGUAUGCGAUAAGUAGUGAACCAUUAAAUCGGAAAAUUACCCGAAUCUGUGGCUAUACUAAGAAAGGAAUUGGCUUUGAAUUGGGUUUUGUAGAGAAUAGCAAAUUGAAGAAUAGUUUCGCACAAAACCUAUCCGUUAAUGGAUUUGAGGGCAUGUGUUAUGUGUUAGAAGAAAAUGAGACACAAAUUUCAGAACCAAACAAAACGUAUAAAUCAGUGAAAAAUGAUUUGUCGCUUGUUUUGGGAUUCAAUGAAUUGAAUGCAAAACGCGUUGACUUAAGUGGAGGUAAAGGAAGUUCUUUAGCGGUUCUC
Molecule: messenger RNA, 1014 nt
Organism: Medioppia subpectinata
Lineage: Eukaryota; Metazoa; Arthropoda; Arachnida; Sarcoptiformes; Oppiidae
Source: the annotation of a GenBank genome assembly